AUGUCUGGUUACGCAGUCCGAGAGGACCGCAGUCGUCCUGCGUACGCUUGUCCAGCGUCCGCGGACUGUGUAUACGCGCUGGAUGCUGCCACACACUCGGCGAGGCGGAAGCUGCUGUCGUUUGCACAGUUUUGGGCGCAUCAGCGUAUGCACCAGCACCAACCUAACGAAAAAGAAAUCGAACAAAGUGUGAAAGGGGUGGAAGCGCGUCCGGCUUGGACCAGGAGCGCUGACGAGGAACGGUGCGCGCCCUGGGAGCAGCGACUGGACAGGGCUUUCCACUGGAACAACCACGGCCGCGCCGACCUUGACCGGAACGCGUACCUUUACGGGUUAGUUAUGGGCGACGCGUUAUAUCGCGAGAAGGCGUGGCUAUCCGUACGAGGGACAGAAUGGGCUCGGACCGCCGACAACGACGAGGUCCGCGGCGUCUACCGAAACAUACGUUGUGACUGGGCGCCUUGCGGCGUGAUGCUGCGUGACCUCACGGAACUAGCAGCACACUGUCUCACGCACCUAGAUACCAAGUAUCACGUUCCGCAAAGCGUUCGGACACAGUUUGGUCCAGGACAAGCUGUGGACAUCCUCGACGGCGAGAUGAUCUGGUAUCCGGCGCGCAUCAUAGAUGCAAGUCCGGGUCGUUUUCUAAUUCGUUACGACGACGAACAGUGGUCACAGGAAGAAUUCGAUGAGUGGGUUUGGCGAGACAGUCCCCGCAUUGCCCCGCGCGGCUACUACACUGCAAGCAAACGAAGUCUUCCGCAGGGCACAUAUUUGCCUCAGAACAACGCGAAUCCUCCGCGAGACGAAGGCAAAACCGCUGCGAUAGAUGCUGUUUCACAAGGGCGUUAUCGAGUUAGACAUUAUACAGGACGAGCAAACCGCAAACGAGCGUUGAAUGCUUCCUUUUAUCGCCGUUGA
Molecule: messenger RNA, 921 nt
Organism: Cyanidioschyzon merolae strain 10D
Lineage: Eukaryota; Rhodophyta; Bangiophyceae; Cyanidiales; Cyanidiaceae
Exons: 1
Coding region: 1-921 (306 amino acids)
Biological process (GO): regulation of DNA-templated transcription
Cellular component (GO): nucleus
Source: RefSeq, a predicted model, not a curated record